Messenger RNA from Chelonus insularis, 1801 nucleotides. RefSeq names its product Actin-related protein 2/3 complex, subunit 4 (gene Arpc4). Bases 240 to 755 code for a protein of 171 amino acids. The record is from RefSeq and is a predicted model, not a curated record. NCBI's taxonomy places the organism in Eukaryota, Metazoa, Arthropoda, Insecta, Hymenoptera, Braconidae. Gene Ontology annotation, molecular function: actin filament binding. Gene Ontology annotation, biological process: actin filament polymerization; Arp2/3 complex-mediated actin nucleation. The transcript has 4 exons. Gene Ontology annotation, cellular component: actin cytoskeleton; Arp2/3 protein complex.
AAUCGGCCUUAAAUAUAUGACAUCGUUGAAAAUAAAGCUUUAGGCUACGACAGUUGAAUUGUACUGCGAUGAACUCAGAAGCGACCAACCCAUUUCUAUAACUCUGCCGUAAUAUGUCCUUUUUCACGUGUUUGUGGAUAUUUACUUUGAAAUAGUUAAUUUCUUUCUAAAAAUUUAAUUCAGUAUUUCUUAAACAAUUCAACGUUCACUUAUCUAUAUACAUUAGAUAUAUUUUUUGUAUGCACAAAAUGUCUGGAACAUUAAAACCGUAUUUAACUGCCGUCAGACGUACAUUGACUGCUGCUAUGUGUUUGGAGAAUUUUUCAUCGCAGAUCGUUGAAAAGCAUAAUAAACCCGAAAUUGAAGUGGCUAGAAGUAAAGAGUUACUGUUAACGCCAGUCAUAAUCAGUAGAAAUGAUAAGGAAAGAGUUUUAAUUGAGUCCAGUAUCAACAGUAUGAGGAUAAGUAUAGCUGUAAAGCAAGUUGAUGAUAUGGAAAGAAUUUUGUGUCACAAAUUCACACGAUUUAUGAUGAUGAGAGCUGAAAAUUUCAUGAUUCUUAGAAGAGUACCUGUUAAAGGAUAUGAUAUUAGCUUCCUUAUUACCAAUAUUCAUGUAGAACAAAUGUACAAGCACAAAAUAAUAGACUUUGUUAUCCAUUUCAUGGAAGAAAUAGACCGAGAAAUAAGUGAAAUGAAGCUUUCUAUGAAUGCUAGGGCUCGAAUCUGUGCCGAAGAAUUUUUGAAAAGGUUUUAAUGACCAAAAAAUUGUUAAUGAUUAUCCUGACAAAUAUAAGAAUUUGAAUCAGUCUGAAUCAUUUAACAAUCGCAUUUGUAAUGGUUUCAAUUACCAGAAGCGGCUUUCUUCUAGCGAAGCAAUGAGAAAAUUUUUAAUUUAGAUAAUAAAAUGUUUUAUAAUUUUCUUUGAUACUUACUGAUUAUCAUAUUAAUAAUUGGUGAAGAAAUAUUAUUCAAGGUAAAGUGUUCAUAACUAGAAUUUACAAGAAUUUUUAUCUAAUAAAAAUACAGAUAUCGCUUAAUGUGCAAUUAUAUUACAAUGAAACAAACAUUUUGAUAAAAUAAUCAAUUUCAAAAAUCAAUUGUUAUUACUUCAAAAUAUUAGAAAUUGAAAUAUUGAAGGAUUUUAAAGAACAAAGUUCUAAAUAAUUCAAGGGAAUCAUCAUUCGAUUUUUAUUCAAAUUUUUUUUCACUCUUGUCAAUUGUGGUGAUAACUUUACAAUUAUUGAUAGAUACUUAUAACAUUCAUGAUAUUUUUAAUUAAUGAAUGAGCCAGAUUUUUUUCUUCAUUUUGAUUAUGAAUGUUGAAUUGAUGCUAAAAUUUUUGCGAUUUAAAAUUCAAAUUAUUGUUGAUAACAAAGUGCUUUUUAAGUAAUUAGGUACUCUAUCAAUAUUGAUAAGAUACUGUAAAAUUUUUCCUGCCAUUAAUUUAACAGUAUUUUAAUUUUUAAAACUAUUCUGAAAUUUAAAUAGAUCAAUUAAGAAAUAUUUUUGCAUCGGUUCAAUAUGUGUUGAACUUACAACAAAUGCAUUUAGAUAUAAUUGUAAAAAAUUUUUCCAUCUUAAUUUUAUCAUCAAUUGUAAUCAGUAGAUUACUCUCAUGUAUAUAUAAACUUUUUAAUAUAUAUAUAUAUAUAUAUAUAUACUGAGUAAUUGAGUAAAACUAUUCCGUUGGUAUUAACUCUGUUAAGAUUUAGUAUGGCAGAAUGGUUUUAUUGAAUACGUUUUAUAUAUGUAUACAAAAUACAUGUACAAUAAAGUUUAAGUACUGGAUUUAACCGUAAA